Molecule: messenger RNA, 465 nt
Organism: Paracoccidioides brasiliensis Pb18
Exons: 3
Coding region: 1-465 (154 amino acids)
Source: RefSeq, a predicted model, not a curated record
AUGGUGCAGGGAAGAAUGGGGAACAACACAGCAUCGCCAGCGUUAUGGGGACGCGUGCAGAGGAGUUGUCGCAGCGCUGCUUGGGACGAGGAUAAGUUGGAGGGACAGAAAUUGGAACCAGAGCCGAGACAAAGGGUGCCAAUUGGAUGGUCCUUGGGCAACUGGGCGAGUGGCUGGCGGGAGAGGAUAAUCACACGCAGUCGCUUGGUAGAAAUAUGCAGCGAGAAAAUGGUGGGAUGGGAUGGACGAUGGCACGCGGUUCGCCCGGGUGGAGACGGCCCCGCCAGGAGAAGGAGAGUGAGCAGGGAAGAGGCUGCGGAGGAUUGGCGAAUAAACCAGGAGAAAGCAGACAGGAGCCAGCAGACGAUCGUCGAGAGAACACCUGCUCUCAUUGACAGCCUGGCAUUAAGGAGAGGCUUUGUUCUCAACAACCAUGAGGCCAGGAUGCCAAAACCAGAUGCAUGA